Messenger RNA from Vigna umbellata (rice bean), 1503 nucleotides. The record is from RefSeq and is a predicted model, not a curated record. NCBI's taxonomy places the organism in Eukaryota, Viridiplantae, Streptophyta, Magnoliopsida, Fabales, Fabaceae.
GCACCGACACGCGACAGUUGCUACCAGCGCACGUUGUUGAUCUCCAAACUCUCCAUUUCUUCAAACUCUGAACUUUUUUUUUUCCUUUUCAUCUCAAUCCGCCACAGAUAUCUUCCAAUAUGCAUUCCUCAAUCCUCUGAUUUCAUCCACAUUCACAUUCCUUAUCCUCCGUAGGGUUUCGAUGAGCUGCCGGAGUUCCAUCGGAAUCGGAUUCGGAGUCCAAUGAGACGGCGCCCCGUGGCGGCCAUUCUCCCUGACGAGAUGGAGAAACCCUCCGCCAGGAACCCUAAUUCCCGCAUCUGCUUCCUGGCAACACUCUCCGCAUUCUUCUGGUUCCUCCUCCUCUACUUCCACUUCGCCGUUCUCGGAAACCAAUCCCCCAAACUAACCCCUAUCACCGUCACCUUUCAGCAACCUCGCAAAAGCCUCGGCUCCCAAACCCUAAUCGAAGCCCCUCCGCCACCCUCCUUUCCCUUCGCACGUGCCCUCCAGACCGCCCUCAACAAGUCCGACAGGUGUGGAGGCCGCUACAUCUACGUCCACGACCUCCCCUCCCGCUUCAACGAGGACAUGUUGAAGAAGUGCAGAACGCUUUCCCUUUGGACCAACAUGUGCAAGUUCACCACCAACGCCGGCCUCGGCCCCCCCUUGGAAAACGUUAAGGGCGUCUUCUCCGACACCGGCUGGUACGCUACCAAUCAGUUCGUCGUUGACGUCAUCUUCAGCAACCGGAUGAAACAGUACGACUGCCUCACCCAGGACCCUUCCCUUGCCGCUGCAUUUUUCGUCCCCUUCUACGCCGGCUUCGACAUCGCCCGCUAACUCUGGGGCUAUAACAUAUCCGUAAGAGACUCUGCGUCGCUUGAUCUCGUUGAUUGGCUUGUGAGGAGGCCCGAGUGGAAGAUCAUGAACGGGAGGGACCAUUUUCUCGUGGCGGGGAGGAUCACGUGGGAUUUUAGAAGACUCAGUGAGGACGAAUCGGAUUGGGGGAACAAGCUUUUGUUUCUACCUGCGGCGCGGAACAUGUCCAUGCUUGUGGUGGAGUCGAGUCCCUGGAAUGCGAAUGAUUUUGGGAUUCCUUAUCCCACCUAUUUUCACCCUGCUAAGGAUGAUGAUGUCUUCAUCUGGCAGGAGAGGAUGCGGAGGUUGGAGAGGAAGUGGUUGUUUUCUUUCGCCGGGGCUCCGCGUCCGGAUAACCCGAAAUCGAUUCGGGGGCAGAUUAUUGAUCAGUGUAAGAGAUCCAAGGUGGGUAAGUUGUUGGAGUGUGAUUUUGGUGAGAGUAAGUGUCAUUCCCCGAGCAGCAUAAUGCAGAUGUUUCAAGGGUCACUUUUCUGCCUUCAGCCUCAAGGGGAUUCCUAUACCCGACGAUCUGCUUUUGAUUCAAUGCUAGCUGGGUGUAUACCUGUGUUUUUUCAUCCGGGUUCGGCUUACACUCAAUACACUUGGCACCUUCCCAAGAAUUAUAGUAAGUACUCGGUGUUCAUUCCGGAGGACGAUAUUCGG